Messenger RNA from Insectozyma verbasci, 2669 nucleotides. The record is from the annotation of a GenBank genome assembly. Lineage: Eukaryota; Fungi; Ascomycota; Pichiomycetes; Serinales; Debaryomycetaceae.
AUGUCAGAAGUUUUAUACGUUACACAACAAAUUAGACUGUUAUUACCAAAAGCUUUAGUUAAAUAUUUCAAAUUAGAUAUUAAAUUAUCUGAUAAAGAUGAUUCUUAUCAUAAAUAUUUCACUUUAAAUAAAAUUCCUGCUUUUAUUGGUAAAAAAGGUUUUAAAUUACAUGAAAUUAUUGCAAUUGUUAUUUACUGUAUGUAUUAAAAGAUUCAAUUGAGUUGCUUUUAAAUGAUGAGAAAGUUUUUUUAUAUUUAUACAGUUAUCCCUGUCUUAAUAAAUUAUGUCGAGGAUUUUUAAUCUGAAAAAUAGAGCAAUUAUUAAAUAUUAAGAAUCUAUACUAACAAAAUUGUGAUUAGUAAUUAAUGAAGCUGAACCAAAUUCAAAAUUAUUAGGUAAAAAUGGUGCUGAAUAUGCUCAAAUUUUAAAAUGGUUAUCUUUUGCAAAUACUGAAUUAAUGCCAACUGAAGCUAAUAUUUUUAAACCAUUAACUGGUCAAUCACCUUUUAAUAAAAAACAAAUUGAUGAUAAUUCACAAUAUUUAACCAAAAUUUUACAAGUUUUUGAAUCAAGAUUAAUUGAAUUUACUUAUUUAGUUGGUGAAAGAAUUACUUUAGCUGAUUUAUUUGCUACAACUUUGUUUGUUAGAGGUUUUGAUUUCUUGUAUGGUGAAGAAUGGAGAAAACAAUAUCCAGGUAUUACAAGAUGGUUUAAAACAAUUAUUAAAUCACCCAUUUUAAAUGAAUUUUUAGGUGAUUAUAAAUUUAUUGAUAAACCAGUUGAAGCACCAAAGAAAGAAAAGAAAGAAAAAGUUAAAGAACCAAAACAGCAAUCUGUAGCUAAAAAAGAAGCUAAACCAGAUAAAGAAGUUUCAGAAGAACCACCAGCUGCACCAAAACCAAAACAUCCAUUAGAAGCUUUAGGUAAACCAAAAACACCUUUAGAUGAAUGGAAAAGAGUUUAUUCAAAUGAAGAAACUAGAGAAACUGCUAUUCCAUGGUUUUGGAAAAAUAUGUAUGAUCCAGAAGAAUGGUCAUUAUAUAAAGUUGAUUAUAAAUAUAAUGAUGAAUUAACUUUAACAUUUAUGUCAAAUAAUUUAGUUGGUGGAUUUUUCAAUAGAUUAUCAGCAUCAACUAAAUAUAUGUUUGGAUGUAUGGUUGUUUAUGGAGAAAAUAAUAAUAAUGGUAUUACAGGUGCUUUCUUAGUUAGAGGACAAGAUUAUAAACCAGCAUUUGAUGUUGCACCAGAUUGGGAAUCAUAUGAAUUUACAAAAUUAGAUGGCUCAAAAGAAGAUGUUCAAAAAUUUGUUAAUAAUAUGUUAGCAUGGGAUGAACCGGUUGUUGUUAACGGUGAAUCAAGAGAAAUUGCCGAUGGUAAAGUAUUUAAAUAGAUUUUGAGUACUUGACUGUUUAUAUAUUUAAUUGUAUAAUUCAAUAGUAUAUUGUUAUAUCGUCUAUUUAUUGUAAAUUGUACACUACCCCUGGACGUUUCAUCAACACGUUAAAAAUAGAACGAAAAAAAUGAAUAACAAUUGAUCCGAAGUUCUACAAAGAAGGAUGGUUUAUUAUAAGAAUUAUUAUAUAAAUUAUAUACGAAGAAGACCCUUGGCAUUAAUAGCUCCAAUUUCAUUAAUAUUAAUCAUAUAUUUUUAUUUCUUUGCAUCUUCAACUUCAUUUAAAAAACAAAAUAAAUAUGAUUAUAAUAAGAAAUCAAAUUCAUGGUUUAAUUAUAAUAAUAAAAAUAAAGAUUCAAUUAUAUUAAAAAAUUUACCAAAUAAUCAUAUAAGUCAUUACGAUUUAAAUAAAUUAACUGUUUCACCAAAUGCUUUAAUGAACAGAGAAGAAAUUUUAAUUUUGACUCCAAUGUCAAGAUUUUUAUCACAAUAUUGGGAUAAUUUACUAAAAUUAGAUUAUGAUCAUUCUUUAAUAAGUUUAGGUUUUAUAUUUCCAAGAACCAAAGAAGGUGAUGAUGCUUUAAAAUCUUUGGAACAUCAAUUAAAAAAGAGUCAAAAUGAAAAAAAAUUGAAUUUUAAAAAAAUUACAUUAUUAAGACAAGAUUCAAAUAGUUUAGAAUCUCAAUCAGAAAAGGAUAGACAUGCUUUAUCUGUACAAAAAGAAAGAAGAUCAAUGAUGGCAUUAGCAAGGAAUUCAUUAUUAUUUACAACAAUUGCACCGUCAACUUCAUGGGUUUUAUGGUUAGAUUCAGAUAUUGUUGAAACACCAACAAGUUUAAUACAAGAUUUAACAGCACAUAAUAAACCUGUAUUGUCAGCAAAUGUUUAUCAAAAGUAUUAUGAUGAUGCAAAUAAAUUAAAUAUUAGACCAUAUGAUUAUAAUAAUUGGGUUGAAAGUGAUGAAGGAUUAAAAUUAGCUAAUAAUAUGGAUGAUGAAGAAAUAAUAGUCGAAGGAUAUGCAGAAAUGGCAACAUAUAGACCAUUAAUGGCUCAUUUUUAUGAAGAAAAGGGUGAUGUUAAUACAGAAAUGCAGUUAGAUGGUGUUGGAGGUGGAACUGUAUUAGUUAAAGCUGAUGUUCAUAGAGAUGGAGCAAUGUUUCCAUCUUUCCCAUUCUAUCAUUUAAUAGAGACAGAAGGUUUUGCUAAGAUGGCAAAAAGAUUAGGAUAUGAAGUAUUUGGUUUACCAAACUACUUAGUUUAUCAUUUUAAUGAAUAG